Danaus chrysippus (African queen) is the source of this 321-nucleotide messenger RNA. NCBI's taxonomy places the organism in Eukaryota, Metazoa, Arthropoda, Insecta, Lepidoptera, Nymphalidae. The record is from the annotation of a GenBank genome assembly.
AUGUCGAGAUCCUUCCUAGUGGACGCCUUGAUCAGUGAUACUAAAGACACUAACACGGAGAUGAAGAGUGAACAUCUGACGUACAACUUGGGUAACUUGGACAGGCGACCCAAGUUCCUGCCGUACCCUUACCCCGGGAGUAUCAACCUCCUGUCUCUUGGACUUCAACAGCAACGAGCGCCGGACCUGUUCCGACCCUUUCUGGAACAACUGAACUUUCGCUACCCGAUGUUACACCAACUACCUCGACAGACGGAGUUCUUUGGACCCGCUCACGAGAAUCGCACAUUCGAGCAAAUUCACUGGCACGCAACUCCUUGA